UCAUGAUUCUUUCACUUGUAUUUUUUUAGUUUCUCUGCAAAUAUGAGUGACAAAACCUUUCACAUUGUCAUGUACCCAUGGUUUGCCAUGGGCCACCUAACCUCAUUCCUGCACAUCUCCAACAAGCUUGCUGAGAGAGGCCACAGAGUCUCUUUCUUCUUGCCAACCAAAACUCAACCAAAGCUAGAGCCUUUCAAUCUGCACAAAAACCUCAUUUCUUUCUUCCCCAUCACCCUUCCACAUGUAGAUGGUUUCCCUCCCGGUGCUGAAACAACCGCAGAUGUUCCCUUCCCAUUGCAUCCCCUCCUCAUGACUGCCAUGGACCUUACGGAACCAGCAAUCGAAGCUUCUCUUAGCGAACUUGAACCGGAUUUCGUAUUCUAUGAUUUCACUCACUGGAUACCAGCAUUGGCAGGCCGGCUAGGCAUCAAGUCCAUACAUUAUUGCACAAUUAGUCCAGCAGCUAUAGGGUAUCUGCUAAGCCCAGAAAGAAAACUCAACGAGAAAACAUUGACGCCGGCCGAUCUUAAGGCGCCUCCGCCGAGUUUCCCACCUUCAUUGAUCAAGCUAGGUGCCCAUGAAACCAAACAACUAACCUCUGUAACGGUGCAAGAGUAUGGCAGAGGCAUAUCAUUCAUGGAACGUCAAGAGAUCUCUAUAAAAGAUUCUGACGCCAUUAGUUUCAAAGCUUGUAGGGAGAUGGAAGGACCUUACUGUGACUAUGUUGAAAGACAAUUUAGAAAGCCUGUGAUUCUUGCAGGGCCAGUAGUGCCAGAGCCACCAACUUCAGCAUUAGAUGAGAAAUGGGCAAAGUGGCUGGAUAGUUUCAAGGAAAAAACUGUGAUAUUUUGUGCAUUUGGAAGCGAAUGCAUUCUAAAAAAGGAUCAGUUUCAAGAACUGGUUCUGGGUUUUGAGCUAACAGGCAUGCCUUUUCUCACUGCUCUGAAACCACCAAUGGGUGUAGAAACAAUAGAAUCUGCAUUGCCAGAAGGGUUUGAACAGAGGGUGAAGGGAAGAGGGGUUGUUCAUGGGGAUUGGAUUCAGCAGCAGUUGAUUCUGAGGCACCCUUCUGUGGGGUGCUUUGUAACACACUGUGGCUCAGGUUCUUUGUCUGAAGCGAUGGUGACUGAGUGCCAAUUGGUGCUGCUGCCACACGCUGGGGAUCAAAUUAUCAAUGCAAGACUAAUGGGUGGAGAUCUGAAAGUAGGGGUUGAGGUUGAGAAAUGUGAAGAAGACGGGGUGUUUACAAGGGAGGGCGUGUGCAAGGCAGUGAGGGCUGUCAUGGAUGAAAAUAGUAAUGUGGGGAAAGAGGUGAGAGCCAACCAUGCUAAAUGGAGGGACUUCUUGCUGAGCAAAGGGCUUGAGAACACCUACAUUGAUGGUUUUGUUCAAAAGCUGCAUUCUCUGCUCAUCUAAUUUCAUCUUAAUUUUAUUAUAGGUGUAUUAGAUGCAUAGAUGUUCCAUAGCUGUUCUUACACCUAUAUUUGUAAUGUUACUGCUCAUGUUUGAAGUUUGUUUAAAUAUAUAUGUUUAGCAUGAAUCCAUGAUUUUGGAUUUGAAUGAUGAGGGGAUAUUGUUCUUGCAAAAAUGAAUUUCUUCAUUAUUUACUCAUGAAGCCCACGGUAUUCAGAAAUACAUAGGAGCCAAAAGGGCGUGGGUACAUAGCUGCAGAAAAAGGACUGCAGAGAAGAAAACAAGGGGAGGACUUGUCUGAAGCCAUAUCUGGCUGCGCGUGGGAAAUCAAAGCCAGCUCUGAGGAGAUCUUUUUGUUACAGAAAAUCAAUACAAAGAAGCAAAAGAGGAAACAAAACUUCUUCUUUCAAAAUUUCAGUGCUUGGGUGUUACAAAGAAGGAAAUCAAAAGCCAUGCUGGAAAUGCAGAACUCAGUCAGCAGUACGUGAGACCAGCUGGAGAUUAUGUUUUUCAUAGAUUAAUAUUGAAUGAUUUAAAUU
Messenger RNA from Corylus avellana, 1952 nucleotides. RefSeq names its product cyanidin 3-O-galactoside 2''-O-xylosyltransferase FGGT1-like. NCBI's taxonomy places the organism in Eukaryota, Viridiplantae, Streptophyta, Magnoliopsida, Fagales, Betulaceae. Gene Ontology annotation, molecular function: UDP-glucosyltransferase activity. The record is from RefSeq and is a predicted model, not a curated record.